This is a messenger RNA of Opisthorchis viverrini, 1233 nucleotides long. RefSeq lists its product as hypothetical. The transcript has 6 exons. Lineage: Eukaryota; Metazoa; Platyhelminthes; Trematoda; Opisthorchiida; Opisthorchiidae. The coding region runs from base 1 to 1233 and encodes 410 amino acids. The record is from RefSeq and is a predicted model, not a curated record.
AUGUUCACUGCCGCUCGGGAAGGACGGUCCAGGUUUGAUCUUAGAUCUAACCCAUCGAUCGUUACAACCAGGACAGUCACUGGGUCGUCGUUCGAUGAGUCGAACACGCCAAUCAGACUGUUCAAGUGUGAACACGUUCGCCUGUUCAGAUGUGAUAAUUCAAAUGCAUCCAACGUGCAUUGGUGGAGUAGUGGUUACGGGCUUGCCUCGCAUGUCAGAUGUCCGGGGUUCAAAUCCCGGCACGCUCUAAUAAGGGCGAAACUCGAGUCUAGUGCUUCACUUUGGUGUGGACUCACCGAAAUAAUUACGCCAGAACAGGGAUACGGCCGCUCAAACGAGAGUGGUGUGGCUAUGAACAAAGAUACCCAUCCCGCAAAACCCCAAAAUUGCAACUAUUCAAGAUCAUGCAGUCAUCAAAGAUCACCUCUGUUGGUUGUCUUCAAGGAACCACUUCUGAAAUAUUCCAUUCCCACUGGGCACAAUACAAGUCGGAAGCGGAGGAUGAUGGCUCAGCUGAAGGUGCCAGCUGCAGUCAGUUGGGACGUAAGCAGACACAAUAAACUAGGUGCGAUGAACCUCACUUCUUCUAUAUUCUUCCACAGGUGUUGUCAAACGAGCCGCACAGAGGAGACUAUCAACGACUAUCCAAUCAAGCGGAGACGCUUACGAUUGUUCGUUCAACACAAUCACACCCCAGCGUAUCCAGCUACCGUGGCCUCCACGUUACUAGAGGUGCGAAACCGAGAGCCACGGAAGAGAGCAAGAGUACAGUCUGUUCGAUCAAAGUACUUGAGUUCUGCGUCCUUGUUUCUGACAGACAACAGGUAUCAAUGCAGAGGGAAUGAAGCUUACGAGCAAGAAUUACUUUGUGCGAACAUUGAAGGUGAUCAAGUAGACAGUUUUAAAUCACACUUCGAAGUGUUGAGGAUUGUGACUGAACUCAGACGUACAGAAGCUGCAGCUGAAUGUGAUGCAUGGCGAGCAACUCGGACAGUCUUGGGGCUGGGAACUGUAGAGAAACAGUCAAAUUUGGCGAAAUACGGAAAACGUGAAAGUGUAAGAAGGGAGGCGUCAGUAGUAGCAUGUUUUCGCUUAACCACCCUGCUGUAUGCAGCAAGUAAGGUGACCCGGCUGAUGGCACUACUCGUCGGCCGAUGUAGCAUGAGAGUAUUGUUAAUUGUAGAUGUCACUGUUGUACGAAGGCCGGGAUACUGCCGGGAUGCCCACACCUAG